AUGGCAACCCAAGGCACACCUAGCAUCUUGUUCACCAACACUCAACCGCAGCAAGGCUUCCGACUCCUAGAAAUCCCACCCGAGCUUGAAGACCUGCUCACAUCCAAAGACGCUCCCGCACUCGAGCUCAAAUCCCCUUCCGCCGCCCUCGCACAUGCUGUAGCUGACGCCAGCGGCCAAGAAUACGUUAAUCUGUGCACACCGACGCAAACAUACCGCAUUCGCCAAGUCAUGUCCUCGAAUUCGCUGCAUAUUGUCCGACCGAGUGAAGGACAGAUCUCGAAGGCUGAUAUCAAAAUUGUCGAAGACGAAGUCGGGGAAUCUGGAGCUUUGAAUUUACCAGACGAGGCGGUCACGGCGAUUGCAAAGUGCGGGUCGACGCUGGAGCUGCACAUUCCGCCUGGUGGAUUCUCGGCGGUUCCGUUCCUGGAGAAGAGUUUGGCCUUAUAUGAUCGUCGACUUGGGGAUGAUGAUGGGGAUAUCGCUAUGGAUGAGUCUGAGGCCUUGGGACCUGAUGGCAUCAAGCGGUUGAGAGAUCAGGUCUGUGCUGAUAUCCCCGUCUCUGCGGCGCAGUGUGAGACGGGGUGGGUUGAGAUCUGUGCUUUCGUGGAUGAGAGGAUGAAGAUUUGUUGGAGGCCUAGUUUGAGAAUGAAGAUUGAGGUUUGGAAGAGGAUGGUGGAGGGGGCACUGUUGCAGGGGAUUGAUCUAGAGAAACAGUUUCUUAUUGGCGAUUUGUGGAAGGCUGUUCUUGAUGAUGAUGAAUCGGAGCCGUUCCCGAGAGGGUUGCUUGAGGGUGUGGUGAGGAGGUUGUGUGUGCCGGAUGAAAGGCCAGUGUUGGCUGAUGAGAUCAAAUGUGAGUUUGUGAACUGGGUGUCUCAUUUAAAUGCUUCUGAUCUGAUUUUUGAUAAGGCAAGCUUUGAUAAAACGGAUGUUACGAAAUGGCUAGGCGAGACCUAUCUUGCUUCAAUCGCCCCUACGGCGUCUUCUGCCGUUGGACGCAGUGAGUUCCUGCGGAGUUGGAAGGAUUGUCUUCCUGAAGCAUGGAGAGGUGAAGCUACUCUUUCCAAACUGCCAGAUGGAUGCUACAGGAGUCCUGAUCCUACGACAAUCUUCUAUGUUGAGCCCUCGCAAAGGCAACACGUUAGCAAAUCCUCGACUGCUGCGUCCUCGACCGCCGCCAAAGCGAAGACUACAAGGAACUGGCACGAAUUGCUCAAAAAUUCAAGUCGCCGCUGA
This is a messenger RNA of Penicillium maclennaniae, 1236 nucleotides long. Its product is annotated as putative sister chromatid cohesion protein Dcc1. The coding region runs from base 1 to 1236 and encodes 411 amino acids. Lineage: Eukaryota; Fungi; Ascomycota; Eurotiomycetes; Eurotiales; Aspergillaceae. Gene Ontology annotation, cellular component: chromosome, centromeric region; nucleus; chromatin. The record is from RefSeq and is a predicted model, not a curated record. The transcript is spliced from 2 exons. Gene Ontology annotation, biological process: mitotic sister chromatid cohesion; maintenance of mitotic sister chromatid cohesion.